AUGGAGACCCCCAAAAGCCCCAGGAAAGAAGUUUAUCGGCCUUUGACUGGGCAUUCUGAUGAUCGGCGGUUUAGCGUCGAAGAUGAACUCUUUGACUACCAGAAUCACUCAGACUCGCAACCACAGCGCAGAUAUCAUCAUCAUCGGAACUACAUUCUCUGGGCGCUCUAUAUGGCAUCUAACGUCAUAUCUUUUGUGGUUGGGGGCUAUUUCGGCACCAAGAUGCACGACAGCAGCCUCAACAGGGAGUGUUCAGUGCACACAUCGGCCUAUUCGCCGUUGAUGAAAGAUGUUGACAUCAAGUACGCAUACACCAGCUUCAACGGAUCAUUCCUCAAAGAAACAGUUUACAGGAGGGAUGCAUCCCCUGAGGUCGAUGCUGCUUGGGAGGCAUUGGGCGUAGAUUACCGCCCCGGUGUUAUUCCCCUCCAGGAUGGGCCUGCAAGCGGUCUAGAAGAGCGACAUGUACAGCGCUCUGAGAAGUACGGAGCAGGAUACUUUGUGAACGUUGAGGGAAUGCACCACCUUCACUGUCUGAAUCUUGUCAGAAAGUCAUUGUACUUCAACUAUGCAUACUACAAAGACCUGGGCAUGCAUGCCUUCAAGAAUGAUGACCAUAUUCUGAAGCUUCAUACCACUCACUGCCUGGAUACGAUCCGCCAAGUGCUCAUGUGCAACGUUGAUACAGGUCUUCUCGGUCAAGUCUGGUAUGAUCCGCAGAAGCCGGCGGCUUUCCCCGACUUCAACACGCAACACAAAUGCAAGAACUUUGAUGCUGUCAGGCAGUGGGCAGAAACGCUCCAGGCACCUCCGGCAGACCAGAUCCCCAUGGACUACUUGAAGCCAGCAGAUCCUCGAUAUAUUCUGCCAAGUACCCCCUAA
Pyricularia oryzae 70-15 is the source of this 882-nucleotide messenger RNA. RefSeq lists its product as uncharacterized. The transcript has 7 exons. NCBI's taxonomy places the organism in Eukaryota, Fungi, Ascomycota, Sordariomycetes, Magnaporthales, Pyriculariaceae. The coding region runs from base 1 to 882 and encodes 293 amino acids. Gene Ontology annotation, biological process: mycotoxin biosynthetic process. The record is from RefSeq and is a predicted model, not a curated record.